AUGCCAUUCAGAUUCCCAGUUAAGUUUCCAAUACCCAAGCACGCUCAUGUAAAUGCUAGAGUUCUCAGAGACCAAUUCAAAAGAUUGCAAUAUGCUGAACAUGAAGUCACCAGAAAUGCAUUGAGAUAUAUUGCUAGAAACACUGAGUUACCAGCUAGAGCUAGAAUGGAAGCACAAAUCCAACUUGGUACCAUGCCUUCUUAUACUGCUUUCUCCCAAAUUAAAAACAGAUGUGUUGCUACUGGUCAUGCCAAGUCGGUUCUUGGUGAUUUCAAGUUAAAUAGAACUGCAUUUAGAAACAAAGCCAGAGCAGGUUUAAUUCCUGGUGUCAAGGUUGCUUCUUGGUGA
Hemisphaericaspora subhashii is the source of this 348-nucleotide messenger RNA. It is a transcript of the gene MRP2, whose product is annotated as mitochondrial 37S ribosomal protein uS14m. Bases 1 to 348 code for a protein of 115 amino acids. Gene Ontology annotation, biological process: translation. Lineage: Eukaryota; Fungi; Ascomycota; Pichiomycetes; Serinales; Debaryomycetaceae. Gene Ontology annotation, molecular function: structural constituent of ribosome. Gene Ontology annotation, cellular component: ribosome; mitochondrial small ribosomal subunit. The record is from RefSeq and is a predicted model, not a curated record. The transcript has a single exon.